AUGGGUAAGGAGAAAACUCACAUCAACGUUGUUGUUAUUGGUCACGUCGACUCUGGUAAGUCUACUACCACCGGUCACUUGAUUUACAAGUGUGGUGGUAUUGACAAGAGAACUAUUGAAAAGUUUGAGAAGGAAGCAGCUGAAUUGGGUAAGGGUUCUUUCAAGUACGCUUGGGUUUUGGACAAGUUAAAGGCUGAGAGAGAAAGAGGUAUCACUAUUGAUAUUGCUUUGUGGAAGUUCGAGACUCCUAAGUACCAUGUUACUGUUAUCGAUGCCCCAGGUCACAGAGAUUUCAUCAAGAAUAUGAUUACCGGUACUUCUCAAGCAGACUGUGCUAUUUUGAUCAUUGCAGGUGGUGUUGGUGAGUUCGAGGCUGGUAUUUCUAAGGAUGGUCAAACUAGAGAGCACGCUUUGUUGGCAUACACUUUGGGUGUCAAGCAGUUGAUUGUUGCUAUCAACAAGAUGGACUCCGUCAAGUGGGAUGAGAGCAGAUUCCAAGAAAUCGUCAAGGAGACUUCCAACUUUAUCAAGAAGGUUGGUUACAACCCUAAGACUGUUGCCUUCGUUCCAAUCUCUGGAUGGAACGGUGACAACAUGAUUGAGCCAACUCCUAACGCCCCAUGGUACAAGGGUUGGGAGAAGGAGGUCAAGGGUUCUACCGUCAAGGGUAAGACCUUGUUGGAGGCCAUUGACUCUAUCGAGCCACCAAGCAGACCAACUGACAAGCCAUUGAGAUUGCCAUUGCAAGAUGUCUACAAGAUUGGUGGUAUUGGAACUGUGCCAGUCGGCAGAGUCGAGACCGGUGUCAUCAAGCCAGGUAUGGUUGUCACCUUUGCUCCUUCUGCCGUCACCACUGAAGUCAAGUCCGUUGAAAUGCACCACGAACAAUUGGAACAAGGUGUCCCAGGUGACAACGUUGGUUUCAACGUCAAGAACGUUUCCGUCAAGGAAAUCAGAAGAGGUAACGUCUGUGGUGACUCCAAGAACGAUCCACCAAAGGCUGCUGAAUCUUUCAACGCUACAGUUAUCGUUUUGAACCAUCCAGGUCAGAUCUCUGCUGGUUACUCUCCAGUUUUGGACUGUCACACCGCUCACAUUGCCUGCAGAUUCGACGAAUUGUUGGAGAAGAACGACAGAAGAUCAGGUAAGAAGUUGGAAGACUCUCCAAAGUUCAUUAAGGCCGGUGAUGCUGCUUUGGUCAAGUUUGUCCCAUCCAAGCCAAUGUGUGUCGAAGCUUUCACCGACUACCCACCAUUGGGUAGAUUCGCCGUUAGAGACAUGAGACAAACCGUUGCUGUUGGUGUCAUCAAAUCUGUUGAGAAGUCCGAAAAGGCUGGUAAGGUCACCAAGGCUGCUCAAAAGGCUGCUAAGAAAUAG
Eremothecium cymbalariae DBVPG#7215 is the source of this 1377-nucleotide messenger RNA. RefSeq names its product translation elongation factor EF-1 alpha (gene TEF2). NCBI's taxonomy places the organism in Eukaryota, Fungi, Ascomycota, Saccharomycetes, Saccharomycetales, Saccharomycetaceae. Gene Ontology annotation, molecular function: GTP binding; translation elongation factor activity; GTPase activity. The coding region runs from base 1 to 1377 and encodes 458 amino acids. The transcript has a single exon. Gene Ontology annotation, biological process: translation; translational elongation. The record is from RefSeq and is a predicted model, not a curated record.